ACAGACCAUCUGACACCUUUCUUUUCAUGGUAAACUUUGAUAAAAACAGCCGGAGUUCUGGGAAGGUGAGCCACUUCCAAGAUAUACAUCAAUUUGACAAGAGACCACACAACCAGUCUCCCGCCGAGCCACGCCCAUGGGGGAGGGGCUUGGACUGGGCGUGCAUGCUGGUUCCAUUCCAAAUCCUGGCCCCCUGGAAAACCGGACUAGAAAAGCUGUCCCGCUGCCUCCCAGCUGCAGAGUUUACCCCAGGUUCUUUGGUCUCCGACGGCCUUUCUACGCACACGCAGCCAUGUCUUCCGACAGACCCGUGGCACUGGUGACUGGUGCUAACAAAGGAAUCGGAUUCGCGAUCGUACGUGAUCUCUGUCGUAAAUUCUUGGGGGACGUGGUCCUCACGGCGCGGGACGAGUCACGGGGCCACGAGGCGGUGAAGCAGCUGCAGACCGAGGGCCUGAGCCCACGCUUCCACCAGCUGGACAUCGACAACCCGCAGAGCAUCCGCGCGCUGCGUGACUUUCUGCUUCAGGAGUACGGAGGACUGAACGUGCUGGUCAACAAUGCGGGCAUCGCCUUCAAAGUUGUUGACCCCACCCCCUUCCACAUUCAAGCAGAGGUGACAAUGAAAACCAACUUUUUUGGUACCCAAGAUGUCUGCAAGGAGCUACUCCCUAUAAUAAAACCCCAAGGCAGAGUGGUGAAUGUAUCAAGCGGCAUGAGUCUCAGGGCCCUGAAAAGCUGCAGCCCGGAGCUGCAGCAGAAGUUUCGAAGUGAGACCAUCACUGAGGAAGAGCUGGUGGGGCUCAUGAACAAGUUUAUAGAGGAUGCAAAGAAAGGAGUCCAUGCGAAAGAAGGCUGGCCCAAUAGUGCAUAUGGGGUCACCAAGAUAGGGGUGACAGUCCUGUCCAGAAUCUAUGCCAGGAAACUCAAUGAGGAGAGGAGAGAGGACAAGAUCCUCCUGAAUGCCUGCUGCCCUGGGUGGGUCAGAACCGACAUGACAGGACCAGAAGCCACCAAAAGCCCAGAAGAAGGAGCAGAGACCCCCGUGUACUUGGCCCUUUUGCCUUCAGGUGCAGAGGGGCCUCACGGGCAGUUUGUUCAAGAUAAAAAAGUUGAACCAUGGUGAAUCCAACUCUCACCCCCACCCCCCACUCCUUCUAUCCUGACUUGGUGAAAGCCAAGGGACAUUUAUAAUAUACCAUCACUUCUGGAAAAAUAAACAUAACUAAGUCUUUAAGCACA
This is a messenger RNA of Rattus norvegicus (Norway rat), 1242 nucleotides long. Lineage: Eukaryota; Metazoa; Chordata; Mammalia; Rodentia; Muridae. The record is from RefSeq and is a predicted model, not a curated record.